AUGGCUGCCAGCUGGGUGUCUCCUCGUCUGUCCUCCGUCACCUGCCUCCUGCUGGCGCUGGCACUGAUUCCUCGCGCCGCCCAGGCGUUGACCUGCUCGGUGUGCAACUCGGUCUUCGACAAGGACUGCCUCACCUCACCGCAGAAUUACGUCAAGGAGUGCGUGGCACCUCCGCAGUACAACAGCAGCGAUUACCCGCCCUUGUGCCGGAAGAGCAGGCUCGUGGUGUACAAGCCCGAAAUGCCACUGCGGGUGUCGCGCUCCUGCGGCUACCUCAAGGACUUGCACGAUAAGGACUGCCGUGAUGUUUACCCAACGGGCAUGUUCCUCGAGGUGUGCCAGUGCUUCACGGAUGCAUGCAACGCGGCGCCACCGUCACUGCCCUUCGGCGCCGGCGCCACCUGGCGGACGUGGUGGUGGCCAGCCGUGACCAUCAUCUUAGCGCUGUUUCAGUGA
Molecule: messenger RNA, 456 nt
Organism: Dermacentor albipictus
Lineage: Eukaryota; Metazoa; Arthropoda; Arachnida; Ixodida; Ixodidae
Source: RefSeq, a predicted model, not a curated record